Sinocyclocheilus rhinocerous is the source of this 249-nucleotide messenger RNA. Its product is annotated as surfeit locus protein 1-like. The record is from RefSeq and is a predicted model, not a curated record. The transcript has 3 exons. Gene Ontology annotation, cellular component: membrane; mitochondrion. Lineage: Eukaryota; Metazoa; Chordata; Actinopteri; Cypriniformes; Cyprinidae. The annotation marks the transcript as partial. Gene Ontology annotation, biological process: mitochondrial respiratory chain complex IV assembly.
CCUCAAAACAAUGUGGAAACAAAUAGGUGGCACUAUCGUGACCUGGAGGCCAUGGCGAAGGUCACUGGUGCUGAGGAAAUCUUCAUUGAUGCUGUGCUUGACAGUACAACACCUGGUGGGCCAAUAGGAGGGCAGACAAGAGUAACCUUGAGGAAUGAACACAUGCAAUAUGUCAUCACAUGGUAUGGAUUAUGUGCUGCUACCUCCUACAUGUGGUAUGCAAAAUUCAUUAAGCGCAUUGCUUUAUGA